AUGUACACCCCGGGGGGGCCGGGGCUGCCCGGCGGGCGACGGCGGCGGGGAGCGGCGGGGAGCGGCCUGCCCAAGCAGCCGGAGCGCAGCCUGGCCUCGGCGCUGCCCGGUGCGCUCUCCAUCACGGCGCUCUGUACGGCGCUGGCCGAGCCCGCCUGGCUCCGCAUCCACGGCGGCACCUGCGCCCGUCAGGAGCUGGGCGUCGCCGAUGUCCUCGGCUACGUCGACCCCGAGCUGCUGCGAGAUUACUGCAUGAACCCGCAGACGGUCCUGCUGCUCCGGGUCAUUGCCGCCUUCUGCUUCCUGGGAAUCAUCUGCAGCCUCUCGGCUUUCCUCCUGGACGUCUUCGGUCCCAAGCACCCGGCGUUAAAGAUCACUCGCCGCUACGCUUUCGCUCACAUCCUCACAGUCCUGCAGUGUGCCACCGUCAUCGGCUUCUGCUACUGGGCCUCGGAGCUGAUCCUCGCCCAACAACAGCAGCACAAAAAGUACCACGGCUCCCAAGUCUACGUCACCUUCGCCGUCAGCUUCUACCUGGUGGCGGGCGCCGGGGGAGCCUCCAUCCUCGCCACCGCCGCCAACCUUCUGCGGCACUACCCCACCGAGGAAGAGGAGCAAGCCCUGGAGCUCCUGUCCGAGAUGGAGGAGAACGAACCUUACCCAGCCGAGUACGAAGUGAUCAACCAAUUCCAGCCGCCGCCGGCGUACACCCCCUGAUGCCGCCGGCACCGGGACGCGGUCGUGGCUUUCUCCCACCCCCAAACUUCAUUUUUUCAGCACCUCCUUCACCCUUCUGAUCCCUCCCACGCAGAGGAAAGAACUUUCCGGGUCAGAUGACCGGUGUUUUCUUCCUAUCCCUUAUUUUAUUAACUCCACGGCGUGACUUUUAACCCUGCACCAGCUCGGCUGGCCGAAAUAACGACGGCGUCAUCCCCCGGCAUGAGGGGCGGUGGGAUCUGCUCUUCCCCGUCGGAGAUCUUGUCCCCACCCUGCGCCAGGAAAUCACGCUGGAUUCCCAGCCUGGCGUGCGGUGAACUCUGUCCCUCCUCUGCCGAGGCGUGCCGUACACCUGGAGAAAGGCGUGACGCACGCGUGUGUGUAUAUAUUUAUAUAUAUAUAUAGGGGAAACGCCCGUCACGGCGUGCCGGUGGGAGAGGAACGGCCCUUUAUAGCGACCGUACGGCAGGAGGGAGGUAGAGCGAACCCCCCCUCCGCUCUAUCCGCUCCUCUUUUCUGACUGGCGCUGACCACGCGAGCAUUUUGCACUUUAUUUCAGGCUCCGGGGAGGACGGUGACAUUUUUGGGGCCAGCUGCCGGAGACUGUCACCGCUGUAAAACCCCCUUCACGAGCGGGCGGUGCAGCGCGAGCGGGUUUCAAAGCUUUUCUGCCACCGCUGGCAGUUUUCGGGGGAGCUCUGUCCCCCCUCACCGCAGCACCCAGCUCCUGUCGGCAUCUCGCCGAGCAAAUCUUGGGGGUUUUUUUAGCCGAGAUACAACCGGACUUUGGUACAGCGAUGGCUCCCGGGAAGCGGGUUGAGCCUGCGCUGGAAAACCAGCGUCUCUGCCUGUAGCUUUUAUGCAAGCGCCUGACCUCCGCGCCGAUCUGACUCUCCUGCUUCUUGCUCCCACUUUUAAUCUCGGUAUUUUUCUGUCCCGCUCUUAGUUUAUUGCCCCAUUUCCCUUCGCAAGCCCUGAGAGAUGCCUGACCUCGAGGAGCUGAACCCUUUCCUGGACGGUGCCGGAGAGCCGAGGGAAAGCCGAUCUGGCGCCUCCAGACCCUGCAGCCAAACCCGGAGGAGGUAGCUGGCAGGGACGGAGCGGGGAUUUUUGGGGACUGUUUAAAGAAAACCAAAUAGGAAAAAAAACCACGUAGGGAUGUAUUGACCCGAGCGCUGCAGCACCGGAAAACUCAAGGCUGGCUCUGCGGCAGGGUGCGGUGGUUUAGGGAAGGAAUUUUAGGACAGGUUGUAGGCUCCCGGUGAUCCCUCUAAUGCUUUUAUUACCUAUUUUCUUGCUGCCGGCUGUUUUGCCCAGCUUGGCCCUUUUUUCCCCCGCCCUGCGCCCGCAGCAGCGCUGGCUAUGCAACAGCUUCGGCCGCUCGCCGGGGCUCUGGCUGGUGCACGAAACCGGAAAACUUGAGCCGGGGAGAGCGCUGCCCGCUCCCUGCAAGACUUGAAGGAGGAAAAUCAGCCCCUUAAAACCCUCGAGGGUUUUGAUGGAAGGGUGGGGAGAGGCCGGCGGUGGGGUGGCCAAGGGGGUUUAGCGGCCGCGGGGCCGCUCCUCUUCCUCCUCUGUCCCACCUCCGGGUCCUCCGCCAAAGAAAACAUCCCGCCGGCUCUUCCCCGGCAUCCGGCCGGCGCGGCAAUCCGGCUGGAAAACAGUUUGGAUUUCCCCACCGGUGACUUAUAUGCAAGAGAGGGGUUUGGGUGUAAAUAGUCUGUGCAUAAACACACUGUAUUUCUGUAAAAAAAAAAAAAGCAAACCCCAAAAAGAGACAAAUGAUGUCAUUCCCCUCCCCUGAUCCUCGACGGAAUCCAGAUGGGGCGCA
This is a messenger RNA of Gavia stellata (red-throated loon), 2548 nucleotides long. It is a transcript of the gene TMEM127, whose product is annotated as transmembrane protein 127. The record is from RefSeq and is a predicted model, not a curated record. NCBI's taxonomy places the organism in Eukaryota, Metazoa, Chordata, Aves, Gaviiformes, Gaviidae. The transcript is spliced from 3 exons. Gene Ontology annotation, cellular component: membrane. Gene Ontology annotation, biological process: negative regulation of TOR signaling; negative regulation of cell population proliferation. The coding region runs from base 1 to 717 and encodes 238 amino acids.